This is a messenger RNA of Drosophila subobscura, 1742 nucleotides long. RefSeq names its product lysophospholipid acyltransferase 7 (gene frj). The transcript is spliced from 7 exons. Gene Ontology annotation, cellular component: membrane; mitochondria-associated endoplasmic reticulum membrane contact site. Lineage: Eukaryota; Metazoa; Arthropoda; Insecta; Diptera; Drosophilidae. The coding region runs from base 71 to 1534 and encodes 487 amino acids. The record is from RefSeq and is a predicted model, not a curated record. Gene Ontology annotation, biological process: lipid modification; phosphatidylinositol biosynthetic process. Gene Ontology annotation, molecular function: lysophospholipid acyltransferase activity.
UCCACAAUCCCGACGUUCGGUUCGACGUCAUCCCUCUCCUGUCUUCGGGCCUUGCCAAAUCAAUACAGAAAUGAGCAUCGACGACGUCAUCUAUGUAAUCUGUCUGCUGGCCUGCAUCGGUGCCGGCAACUAUGUGCGCAAGGUGCGCGAUGAGUCCCAACGCAAGAUGGUGUCCACGGCAUUGGGUGUGCUUGUGGUGGUCAUUGUUUCGGGACUCCACAGUUUGCAUUGCAUUGCCUCCUUGGCCUUGGGCACGGCUAGUGUUCUGCUAGUGCAUCCAAGCAAAUGCCAUUUGGUUACAUUUGGCAUAAUGUUUGGCUACCUGGUGUUUUUCCGGCUGUUUGACUUUUACUGGAGCAUUCCUGGCCACACGAACAUGAUACAAAUGAUACUUACACUUAAGGUGUCGGGCAUUGCCUUUGAGAAAACUGCCGCCUGGAAGCGUAUACGUGAAAAGGAUGAGCAGGAGAAGAAUGAACAGCGGGAUGUAAACAGCGAAAGCCCCAUCGAGAUCACCGAUUACGAUCUGGAGCUGCAGCAAUUGUCAGCCGCCGAAAUUGUGCACUACAGCUUCAAUUACAUUGGAGUACUAACAGGUCCCUACUAUCGCUAUCGCACCUACAGGGACUACUUUGAAAUGCCCUUUAAAACGCAUGCCCCGAGCGUUGGUGCCACCAUUGAGAAGUUCAAAUGUGCCGCCUUCUACUGCGCUUUGUAUCUGGCCACCAACUACUUUUGGCCCCUGGACUACGCUUUAAGUGAUGAGUUCUACAAUGAUCGGUCCUUUAUCUACCGUCUGCUGUAUGUGUGGCCAACAUUCUUUACAUUCCGGGCACGCAUCUACACCGGUCUUACGCUCAGUGAAUGCGUCUGCACAAUGGCCGGCUUUGGGGCCUAUCCGGACGAUGCGGAUGCCAACGCUGGCGAGGGACCACGCAAGCGCUAUCAGCACUUGAAACGCGAUGCGGACAAGCAUACGUAUAACUUUACAACGAUUGUCAAUACCCGUGUGAUGGACGUGGAACGUUGCUGGACCUUCCGCGAGGGCAUGAAGCACUGGAAUGUCUGCGUACAGUACUGGCUGGCCGUCAAUGUCUACAAGCUGUUCCCCAGCAAGAAGUACAGGGUUGGCAGAACUGGUGCCACACUGCUCUGCUCGGCAUACUGGCAUGGAUUCCGGCCAGGACACUAUUUCUGCAUCAUGGGCGCUCCCUUCUAUGUAUCGCUGGAGGACAUGUGGCACAAGCUUGUGCGCAAGGAUGCCACUGGCCCAGGGCGCACCGUCAUCGAUGUGCUCUUCUGGAUCUUCAAGUGGUUCGCCUUCAGCUACCUGGGCGUGGCCUUCCUGCUCUCCUCAUUCGGCAACAUUUGGCGUUUCUAUAGCUCUGUGUAUCACAUUGGAUACAUCAGUUGGGCUGCAAUGAUUGGACUUGGAUUUUUCCUGACGAACCAACGGAAGGCAGCCGAACGUCGCAGGCAAAAAUGUGCAGCUGGCGACACUGCUGUUCCGGUGGAGGAUAAGAAGAUGCAGUGAUUUGGCUACAGGGUUAGCUCUAAAAGGCAGUUCCAAAACGCAAGAACUUGCCCAAUUACACUACUCGACACGAUUUUGCCGCUUCGAUCCAUACCAACUUUUUAUACCCGGUACUAGAAGAGUAAUUCCCUAUUAACUCUUGUAUUUGUGCACAAAGUGAAUGUAUGUAACGCAGAGAAGGAAACGUUGCCGACCCCAUAAAGUCUAA